This is a messenger RNA of Penicillium longicatenatum, 564 nucleotides long. RefSeq lists its product as uncharacterized. The coding region runs from base 1 to 564 and encodes 187 amino acids. NCBI's taxonomy places the organism in Eukaryota, Fungi, Ascomycota, Eurotiomycetes, Eurotiales, Aspergillaceae. The transcript is spliced from 3 exons. The record is from RefSeq and is a predicted model, not a curated record.
AUGAUGCCCAAUCCAAACAAAAUCCUACAACGGCAACCAACUUACAUCUUUAUUUACUCAUAUGCUUCCUCCGACUGGAAAAGUUCCCUGAUCACCACUGUGUCUGGAGUGAGGGCCGCAAGAGAUGCGGGCAUUGCGGAGAAAGUCACCACCGCUGCAUUCCGGUUACUUCCCGAGGAGUUCCAAGAUGAGGCCGAGAAGGUCAUGCUCGGACCGGCCAGUGAGCUUUCCAGCUGUGUUCGUGCCAUCCGCUGGAAGAUUAGUAACCGCACCCGAAGAAUCAACAGGGAGAGGGCAUUAGAGGCGGGUGCUGCCACUCCUACUACAGAGACCGAAACCGAGAGUGACGACGAGGACAAUGACGAGGACGAGCGCAAUGACCCGGAUUUUGCAGUCGACGAGUAUCUUUACAGCUCCGAUGAGACGUAUGAGAACUCUGAGGUGGACGCCGCUUCAGAGGAACAACUUCACAGUUCCCUUACUUCAGUUGCAGAGUAUGAAGAUAGUGAGAUAGAUGUUGCAGCCGAGGAGCAGCUUCAAAUAUCUCUUUCUGAAGAAGCCUAA